Molecule: messenger RNA, 2281 nt
Organism: Raphanus sativus (radish)
Lineage: Eukaryota; Viridiplantae; Streptophyta; Magnoliopsida; Brassicales; Brassicaceae
Exons: 8
Coding region: 158-2056 (632 amino acids)
Biological process (GO): mitochondrion organization
Cellular component (GO): mitochondrion
Molecular function (GO): zinc ion binding; ATP binding; ATP hydrolysis activity
Source: RefSeq, a predicted model, not a curated record
ACCGUCGUAGCCUAAACGGUUAUCGGGUAACCGCCGAAACCCUACCAAAAACCUUGAGAACCUUCUCUCCCUCCACGAUCGUCUUCUCCAAGCCAAUCUCUCUUCCUACAUAACUCGUUAGCAUUCUCAAAUCUGGAAAGAGCCCUUUAAGUCAGUCAUGGCUCAGAAAUGUGCAAUUGGAUUGAUUUCAGCCGUGGCAGCUUCGGUUUCUCUAUCGCAAUCGAAAGUCGCUGCUGCUGAUGGUCCUUUCACUUUCCCUGGACUCUCCAACUCUCCUCCUCCUUCUGCGAAUCCACAGCAGCAGACUGCUUCUUCUUCUUCGCCGUCGACGGAAUCAUCAGCUCCUCCCCCUCCGCAAGCUCGGAAUGAUAAUCCGAGGACGAGUUCGGGUGGUUUCGAUCCGGAGGCGCUGGAGCGUGGAGCUAAGGCAUUGAAGGAGAUCAACAACUCCUCUUACGCCAAAAAUGUGUUUGAAAGUAUUAAGCAGCAAGAAGAGACAAAGCAAACUGAGUUUGCAGCAAAGGCGCAAGAGUAUAAAGCUAUGCAAGCCCAAGCUGAAACUGAGAGGCAAAAGGUAAUUUAUGAUGAACAGAAAAAACUUUCUCAGCACCAAGCGCAGACUAAAUCACAAAUGGCUCGUUACGAAGACGAUUUGGCUAGAAAGAGGAUGCAGGCAUAUAAUGAGUAUCACAGAACAAGAAACCAAGAACUCGUGAAAAUGCAAGAAGAUUCCGCAAUCAGGCAGGAGCAAUCUCGACGAGCUACCGAGGAACAGAUCCAGGCGCAGAGGCGGCAAACCGAGAGGGAGAAGGCUGAGAUCGAACGCGAGACUAUCAAGGUCAAAGCUAUAGCAGAAGCUGAAGGAAGGGCCCACGAAGCGAGGCUCGCUGAAGAGGUGAACAGGAGAAUGCUUGUUGAUCGUGCAAACGCAGAAAGAGAGAAAUGGGUUGCUGCCAUUAACACUACAUUCGACCAUAUUGGAGGUGGGUUGCGUGCAAUUCUAACGGAUCAAAAUAAACUGAUUGUUGCUGUUGGUGGUGCAACCGCUCUUGCAGCUGGAAUAUACACAACGAGAGAAGGAGCAAAGGUUAUCUGGAGCUAUGUGGACAGAAUAUUAGGACAACCAUCCUUGAUCCGGGAAUCGUCGAGGGGAAAGUACCCAUGGUCUGGUUCUGUUUCUCGUGCAAUGUCCACGUUACGCGGAAAGGGGUCAGCUGGCAAUAAUGGGAAAGGGUUUGGUGAUGUUAUUUUGCAUCCUUCACUACAGAAGAGGAUUGAGCAUCUAGCUAAUGCAACCGCCAACACAAAAUCACACCAAGCUCCUUUCCGGAAUAUGCUUUUCUAUGGUCCUCCAGGAACAGGGAAAACAAUGGCCGCCAGAGAGCUGGCUCGUAAAUCUGGUUUGGAUUAUGCACUGAUGACUGGUGGAGAUGUAGCUCCUCUUGGAUCUCAGGCUGUUACGAAGAUUCACCAGCUGUUUGAUUGGGGGAAGAAGUCUAAGAGAGGCUUAUUGCUCUUCAUUGAUGAAGCCGAUGCAUUUUUGUGCGAGAGGAACAAAACAUACAUGAGUGAAGCCCAAAGGAGUGCACUAAACGCUCUUCUUUUCCGCACGGGUGAUCAGUCCAAAGACAUAGUCUUAGCACUUGCCACGAACCGACCUGGUGACCUAGACUCAGCUGUGGCUGACCGUGUGGACGAGGUUCUCGAGUUCCCCUUACCCGGAGAAGAAGAGCGGUUCAAGCUUCUAAGCCUGUAUCUAGAGAAGUACAUAGCUCAAGCUGGUCCAAGAAAGCCAGGUUUGUUCGACCGUCUCUUCAAGAAAGAGCAGCAGAAGAUUGAGAUAAAGGGUGUCACUGAAGAGCUCUUGAAAGAAGCUGCCGCCAAAACCGAAGGGUUUUCAGGGAGAGAGAUUGCUAAGCUGAUGGCGAGUGUUCAGGCAGCUGUUUAUGGAAGUGAAGACUGUGUGUUGGACUCUGUGCUGUUCAGAGAGGUUGUGGAUUACAAAGUUGCAGAGCAUCAGCAGAGAAGAAAAUUGGCUGGAACCGAUUCAAAAUGAGGAUUUUUUUUUGUAAGCUAGUGAAGUGGUCUCACCUUCACACUUUUGGAAAUAGGCAAAAUAAAACAGAGGCUCAAAAUCUAUUUAGUUGUUUCUGAGGUUUGGGCAGAGAUUUGAGUCCCUAUUGUUUCUCGUUUUUGGUCAAGGAGAGGUUUUGUACUUUGUAUUACGAGAAGUUAUUUUUUGCAAAGCUUAAACAAUAAUUCGAAUAAAUAUUGACACUGA